This is a messenger RNA of Engraulis encrasicolus (European anchovy), 738 nucleotides long. RefSeq lists its product as uncharacterized. The transcript has 3 exons. The coding region runs from base 1 to 738 and encodes 245 amino acids. The record is from RefSeq and is a predicted model, not a curated record. NCBI's taxonomy places the organism in Eukaryota, Metazoa, Chordata, Actinopteri, Clupeiformes, Engraulidae.
AUGUAUAACUGCAUCUACAGGCCCACUGUCCUCGCUGAGAUCACCAAAUACAUCCAGAGAGAGUAUCAACCACCUGGUCAGACUGCCUCUGGUCAGAAAAUUCAGUUCGCUGCAGCGAUAAACGUCCCAAGCACAUUUUGUGAGAGGUUUCAGAACAACUUCCUUUCCGGCGAGAGUGACAGUAACACUGUGAAAGAAAAACUCCGCACAGAGUACCUCUAUCAAGGCCAAAAGCUGAUUGUUGCCACUCCACAGAAUAUCGGUAAAGGGUCGGGAGCAGUGCAUUCAGAGCGUAAGUUGCUGAUAUGUGACGACAACAACCGUGGUGGAACUCCCAUGAAGAACCUGCUGGCAAGGGACAAAGAUGGCUGUGCCGUGUUCUACACCCACAACUCCCCAUGCCUGGAAUUCUGCCUGAACCAAGUUAAAGAUGACAACGAAGUCAACAAAGAAAGAAUAAAAAAACAACGAAAUGAAAAAAAAGAUCCUGACAAUCAACGCGAUGUCGCUCGUGCUGUGCAGAAGUGCAUCCUGAACUCUCUCGACAUGAUGGCCAACCAUAAGGGUAUGAAGGCCUUUGUGUUCAGUGAGGUCUAUGACCUAGACCUUACAGAGAGGGUGAAGCUGGAAACUGCAUUGACCAAAGUGGCAAAGAAGGUCCCCCUCUUCAAGUGCAACGGAGACUCCUGUGUCCAGUGCCUGAUUGGCAAUGUUUUCAAUAACCUAUGCCUGCCGUAA